UUGUAUAUCUCUCACUCCAACUCAAGAACCAUGUCUAGAGCCAACAUCCUCUUCUUUACUCUCCUCCUUGUUCUCUUCUUUACGAUGUCAUCUGAGGCACGUUCGUUGCCUGCUCUAUCACAUGUCACCACCUCCUCCACUACAGUCGCCACAAACACUCAAACUAAGGGAGUUGAUGAAGAAAGUUGUGAAGGAGUUGAGAAAGAAGCAUGCUUGAUGAGAAGGAUGCUUGAUGCUCAUCUUGACUAUAUCUAUACUCAAGAUAAAAACCCUUAAAGAGAGUCGAUUAUGUAUGUCACGGUUUUUAUAUCGUUAACUUUGUGAUACCUUUUGUGGUGUUUAGACACCCUUGAAUAGCAUGUAGUUUGUGUACAUUAAAAUCCAUACUAUAUGAGUCGACGAG
Messenger RNA from Lactuca virosa, 403 nucleotides. The record is from the annotation of a GenBank genome assembly. NCBI's taxonomy places the organism in Eukaryota, Viridiplantae, Streptophyta, Magnoliopsida, Asterales, Asteraceae.